This is a messenger RNA of Diaporthe citri, 780 nucleotides long. RefSeq lists its product as uncharacterized. Bases 1 to 780 code for a protein of 259 amino acids. The transcript has a single exon. NCBI's taxonomy places the organism in Eukaryota, Fungi, Ascomycota, Sordariomycetes, Diaporthales, Diaporthaceae. The record is from RefSeq and is a predicted model, not a curated record.
AUGGGCUCAAAACGACCACACGACGAGGUCGAGGGCGAGGGAGGAGCCCCACCCGCAGCCCCAGAGGCAAAGAAGCGCAAGGGCUUCCGCGUCGGGCCCGACAACCUCCCGGACGGCGCAUGGCGACGUAAGAACACCAAGAUCAAGCACGAGCUGAUCCACAAAGCGAAAGUCAAGAAGGACUACGCCAAGGUCAAGGCGGAGCUGCAGAAGGAGAGGGAAAGGCAGGAGAAUCCGGCCCCGGGCACGGCAGCUGCAGAGGAGCCACAGAUCCAUCCGGACCGCCAGCAGCGCAUGGACGAUGAGCAGUUGGACAGGCAGCACGUCGACGGCGAGAGUGCACCACCACGGAGGCAGGCGAGGAGGAAAGAGCCGACAUCCGGUGGCAACCAGCAAGAACUGGGACAACGGGGCGAGCACGAGGACGGCCCCACGCCACCGAAGCCCACAUCCACAACGACGACGAUACCAUUCCCAGCAGAACCACCAACCUCAAAAGACCCCAAAGCCCGGCGCGAGAGGCGCAAGCGCCGCCCGGACUACUACGACAAGGCUCUGGAGGAGGGCAGCCGCAAGAAGGCCGAGGCGGAGGCGCGGGCGGCCGAGGCGGAGCGCCGGGAGCAGGAGCGGGCGCGCAGCAUCGACGAGCGCGAGCGCACGCGGCGGGCGAUGCUCAAGGCCAAGGGGUUCUCGGCGUCGGGCAAGCCGCGGGGCAGGCCCAAGCUCGGGCGCGAGAGCAAGGUCCUGCUGGACAAGGUGAAGAGGAUGGUUGGCGCUUGA